AUGCCGUCUUGCGUGCUAAGAACUUGUAAAAAUCAAUCUACUGGGAAGAAAAAAGCUAGUGGCGUUACGUAUCAUCGGUUCCCGCGACCUGGUCACGAAAAAAGAGAAGCAUGGAUUAAAUUUGUUCAAAAUAAUCGUCGCGACGAAGAUUGGCUACCGACCGAACAUACACUUAUGUGUUCAGAUCAUUUCAAAAGUGAAGACAAACACUUUACAAAGACAGGUCGGCUGUAUCUCAAGAAAGGUGCAGUGCCAUAUGACGAUUAUCAUUAUCGCUGUUCAAAAUAUAGUCAUCCAAUACCCAUUGAACCAUCGUACAGUACUGUUGGGGCUAACACUUCAGCUACGCCAAACUUGUUGACUUCUCUUAGUCAAUCAUCUCAUCAACAACCUCAACAACAGCAAUAUUUGUUAUACUUUCCAUUCAGAUUCCCACAAGAUGCUAUUCGCAGAGAACUAUGGACAAAAGCUGUCCAAUAAGAGAGACAUGACCUUGAUUGGAAACCUGGCAAGAGAUCUAGAAUAUGUUCUAUUCAUUUCAAAGAUGAA
Messenger RNA from Cydia strobilella, 549 nucleotides. RefSeq names its product THAP domain-containing protein 3-like. NCBI's taxonomy places the organism in Eukaryota, Metazoa, Arthropoda, Insecta, Lepidoptera, Tortricidae. The record is from RefSeq and is a predicted model, not a curated record. The transcript is spliced from 4 exons. The annotation marks the transcript as partial.